GCUAGAUGUCGCUAGCCGCCAUUAAGUCAGCUGUCAAGCCCGCCACGCCAAGCCGCUACGUCACUUCCUACCGCGCAAGCCUUGCCGCCAAAUUUCAAGAGGUGGGAGGUGAAGUAGCCGCCAGCCAGCCAUAUAAAAGCCAGAAGAGUUGAUUGUGUGAUCGCAUUUGAUUUGUAUAAUUGUAAGGGGAAACUCUGCCCAAAUAAAACCACGUUAAUCAAGUCAUUUGUAUUUAUUUUAUAUCCGUGUCUUUAUACUCAGAAGUGGUAUUGGAAAAACCUACGAUGAAACGACGCUCUGCUACACUCAAACGUCGACGGUCUCCUUGCCGAGAGGACGAAGAUUCUGCGUCAGUAAGCCAGUUGUCCGAAAGUUCAAACGACGAAGGUCGAUGCACACCGCCUGCAAGGAAACUAUUGAAGAAUCUCCUAGCACAAGAAGUGGAAAAAGCAUUCAACGAUCUGGAACACGAAGUGCCUAUUCGUCGGAAAGAACACCGCGCCGCAUCGUUAAUUCCAGAAUUUGAUCCUGAAAACGAAGAAUGCACAGUUACCGCCUGGAUAAAAAAAAUUGAACAAUUAGGUCAAAUACACGGCUGGGAUGAUAAAACCAAGUCAUUUCACCUUCAAGACAAGCUAAGAGGACAGGCAAGAAAGUGGUACAAUCGUUUAGAUGAGUAUGAUUUCUCUUGGGAGCAGUGGAAAGAGAUGCUUCUUCGUGCGUUCCCUAAACACCGAGACUACGCUCAUGUUCUCGAAGAAAUGCUUAACAGAAGAAAACUACCAUCUGAAAGUAUGACAAAAUACUACCAAGAAAAAGUUGCUUUGUGCUUCAGAAGCAAAUUGUCGGAUAUUGCUACGGUGUCCUGCAUCAUACGAGGUCUGCCCUUAGCGUUGCAAUCGAAUGCAAGAGCAUUCCAAUGCGAACGACCUGACGAGUUGUAUGAGAAUUUUUUGUCUGCGCUCGAUGACUACAGAGUUCCUGCACCAGAUAUAAGAGGAGGGUACAAGGACAUGUCUCGCUCCGCAGAAAAGAAACCUGCCGCGAACCCUGACACUGACCCCUGUCCACGAUGCAAGAAAACUGGACAUUUACUUCGCAACUGUCCAUUGCCUGACCAACGCAGCUGCUAUAAAUGUGGAGCUCAAGGUCACAUUGCUCCACGUUGCCCUUCAAAUCUCAAAAAUGGAGCAACUCCGACAACUGACAGUGUGAAAGAAAUAAAGCUGCUUCAAAGCUACAACGAUAUUUACAAGAAGACUGCAAAUAUCAACGGUGCUUUUGUGAAAUCAUAUAUCGAUACGGGCAGUCAAGUAAAUGUGCUUACGAAGGAGGUAGCUACUCUUCUAGGUCUCGAAAUUAAACCUGUCUCCGUAUCCUUGAAGGGAUUCUCCGGCGGUUGCAUCAAUAGUAACGGUGAAGUCGAGUUCGAGCUUGAAAUUGACGAACUGCACAUGAUCUGUAAUGCAUACGUAACUGACAUCGACAUGAGUGGCAUAAAUCUUUUGAUCGGGCAACCAGUUAUAAACAGUGAAGGUGUGUCAUUAGUUGUACGCGAAGGCAAAGCUACGCUUCGGAAGGAACUCGGUUUAAUUUCCAAUCUAGAUGCUACUGAAGCUGUUAGCAGAUUUCGUGUCGUCACUGCUGCAAGUGAAUGCCUACCGCCAGGUGUCUCCAUUAUCAAGGUUCAUAUUAUUGGCAAUGCGGCCAGUGACCACGUGUUAACACCUGCAAAGCACUUCGAGUUCCAAGGAGUAUCCUUCUCUCUACCGGCAACGCUACUACGUGGACAUGAAGGCUACCUCAAAGUCAUCAACAGCGGAGCCAAGGACAUCGCAUGGAAGAAAGGAACCGUUCUACUCCGCGCUGAGAGCUGCCAAGAACCAUGCACAAAUAAUCAGGAUGGCCGAAUGUAACGCUAGAUGUCGCUAGCCGCCAUUAAGUCAGCUGUCAAGCCCGCCACGCCAAGCCGCUACGUCACUUCCUACCGCGCAAGCCUUGCCGCCAAAUUUCAAGAGGUGGGAGGUGAAGUAGCCGCCAGCCAGCCAUAUAAAAGCCAGAAGAGUUG
Messenger RNA from Helicoverpa zea (corn earworm), 2068 nucleotides. RefSeq lists its product as uncharacterized. The transcript has 2 exons. The coding region runs from base 285 to 1916 and encodes 543 amino acids. The record is from RefSeq and is a predicted model, not a curated record. Gene Ontology annotation, molecular function: nucleic acid binding; zinc ion binding. NCBI's taxonomy places the organism in Eukaryota, Metazoa, Arthropoda, Insecta, Lepidoptera, Noctuidae.